Marmota monax (woodchuck) is the source of this 10846-nucleotide messenger RNA. It is a transcript of the gene Lrrc70, whose product is annotated as leucine rich repeat containing 70. Gene Ontology annotation, molecular function: protein binding. The transcript has 2 exons. NCBI's taxonomy places the organism in Eukaryota, Metazoa, Chordata, Mammalia, Rodentia, Sciuridae. The record is from RefSeq and is a predicted model, not a curated record. Gene Ontology annotation, cellular component: extracellular matrix. Bases 8750 to 10651 code for a protein of 633 amino acids.
AAUAUUCCUUAAAAGGCAUAAAUUAAACAAAAGCUAAUACUUACAGAAGAGAAUGAUAAUACUCAAACUUUUUUAUAAAAAAAAUUGCUCUCUAAAAUGGCAAAUCAUCCUUCAACUUCAAAAACACUUUCAUAUAAUCGAGUUCUAAGAAUUUCAAAUGAAAGUGUUCUUUUUGAGACCAACUGCUCUAAGAACUUUUCUAGAUUCAAGGAAGUCACCAAUAUUUAACAUAAGGUAGUUGAAUAAUUCAAAAAGGAUUUGCAAAAAAUCAGCUGGAUGUUUAUAUCUGAUGGCUUGCUUGCAGGAGGAACUGCAUCAUAAUCUUCUGGGUAGCAGAUUUACCAAGCUUGCUUAGAUUGGAUACUCAUUUUCCUCUAUAAUUCUCAUAUAUCUUAAAAAUAACAUGUAUUAUCAGCAUUUAGAAAUGCAUUAUAACUUAAGGAUUUUCAAAGUCAUUUUGUAUUUAUAAUUUUGAACACAUUAGGUUAGUAGAAUCAAAGUAAAAGUUAUUUUCCAAAGAAUAGCAUUUUGGUAUAAUUUACAGUUAAUUAUGAACAUGUUUUAUGUGAAUUUUAUAUCAUUAUGACCUUUCCUAAGUGAGUAUUUAAUAUGCUAGAAUUUUAUUUUCAUCUUUUCAAACAGUGAGUCUGUUGUAAUAUUUUAUCUGUAAAUCCUUAGUCUCAAGAUUUUAGUACUUUUUCUACUGUACAAAUUAGCUCUUAUAUUUUUGUAUGUCUUUCUCACACACAUGGACAGACACACCCAGAAGUCUUAGUAACAUUUUAUUUGGUAAAUUCACCCACUUAAAAUUAAUCCAGUUUUUUUAGUAUAUUUACAGUUGCCCAAUCAUUGCCACAAUUUAUUCUUCACUCCAAAAAGAAAUAAUGUACCCUUUAGCAGUUACUUUUCAUUUACUUAUUUUCUCCAGCCCCUGGCAACCUCUAAUUUACUUUCUGUUUAUAUAGAUAUGCCUAUUCUGGACAUUUCAUAUGAAUGGGAUCAUAUGAUAGUGGUCUCUUAAGACUGGCUUCUUUGUCUUAGCAUAAUGUUUUCAAGGUUUAUCCAUAUUGUAGCAUGUAUCAUUGUUUUCUUUGAUUGCUAAGUAAUGUUCUGUUGGAUAGAUAUAUCACAUUUUGUUCAACCAUUCAUCAAAUGAUGGACAUUUGAGCUGUUUCUGUUUUAGGGCAGGUAUUAAUAAUGCUAUAUGAACAUUUGUACACAAGAUUUUUUUUUUGUGUGUGUGUGUGUGUGUGUGUGUAUAGAUAUGUGGUUUUAAUUUCUCUUGGGUAUUGAUGAUGAUUGUGUUUAUAAUCUUUUGAAGAACUUCCAGAUUGUUUUUCAAAGGGUCAUUUUAUAGUCCCACUAGCAAUCUGUGAAGGUUUCAUUUUCUCCAUUCUGUGGCCAAUACUUAUUUUUUAUUGUAACCUUGCUAGUGGGUAUGAAGUAGUAUUUCCUUGUCUUAGUUCAUUUUCUGUCAGUAUAACAAAAUACCAAAGAAUAGGGAUUUCAUAAUGAAUAGAGAUUUGUUUAGCUUACAGUUUUAUAGGCAGAAAUUCCAAGAUCUCGCACCCCCAUCUGUUUGGCCUCUGGUGAAGACCUUGUGGCAGAUGUCAUCACAGUUGUGGAAGCAUGUGCCAAAAAGACCACGUGAUGAGAUAAGAAGCCAGAAAGAUUCAGGGGCCAGGUUUACUCUUUUUUGUUGUUGUUGUAAUUAUAGAUGGACAGCAUGCUUUAUUUUGUUUAUUUUUAUGUGGUGCUAAGGAUUGAAACCAGUGCCUCACAAUUGCUAGGCAAGCAUUCUGCCACUGAGCUAUAGCCCCACCCCACCCCCAGGUUUACUCUUUUUUAUAACAACUUGUUCUCAUGGGAAUUAACCAGGGUUCCUUAAGAAGUAUGUUAAUCUUUUCCAAGGGCAGCAUCCUAAUGAUCACAUUAGAUCACACCUCUUUAAAACUUUUACCACUGUUUAGCAUCACCCUACGAAGACCAGGUGUCCUACAUGUGAACCUUUGGGGGAGACACACCAUAACCAAACCUUAGCACUCAAGGUGGUAGAAACAUCUUUUAAGUGAUUCUGCUAUAUUAUUACUCAUCUUUGGGAAGUUUACUUGACACAGAGGCUUUUAAUUGUUAGUUGAUAGAUUAUUGUUUAUUUAUUGAUUGUUUUGGGUGCCAUGAAAUCAUAAGUAUAUGCCUCAGUGUUAAAAAUCCUACUGUUCUUAAGUUUAAAUCUUCCAUCUUUUUUCAGCUAUGAUUCUGAAUGAGCGUUAUAUCUGUUUCUUUGACUAUACAAUACAUCUUUUAUAGGAUUUUAAUUGGUAUUGAUAAUUCAUACUAACAAUUCAUAGAGGUUAGAUUCUUUUGUUUAUUGCUUUUAUAUAAUCCAUAUUAAGAACUCAAUGGAUUUAGUUGCUUUUAUUAAUGUUACAGAAGCUAUUGGUAUUACUAUAUCAUUUUGUACUGUAAGAAGGGAAAUGCAUGCAUUUUCUAUUUGUUUUAUGUAUUGAUGGAUUCUUCCAAAGGAAGUUUGUUUACUUAAAGUAGUACCCAGUGUUCUUUCUGCAGUAUUAGACUGGCUUUGCUGCAUGGCAGUGUCAUUUUCAUAGGGACACUGAAAUACUCUGUAUAUGUCCUGGCAAAUAGAAUUCCUCUCCUGGAUGUAGCAGUUAUAAAGGUAGGAAUAAUCUGUUAUUCUGUAGGAGUGGAAUUUGUGGUAUGUUACAGGUUUCUCUGUUCUGACCGAAUUUUUCAGUGAAAUCACUUCAUGCGCAGACACAGAUGCACUGUUUUCCUCCUGUGGUCAUUUUGUGUAAAGUUUCCAUUUAAGGAUUAUAUUUGUAAGGAUUCUGUAUAUUGAUACUUGGAAAAGCCAAAAGACUAAUACUGCACUCUCAAAAACUACCUUUGCAAAUCUAAAUUCUAGACAUUUUAGGUCCAAGUAUUUUAGUGUACCUCUGCCCCAUUUCAUUUUCAUGGGUAAAGAAGAGAAGAAAGCAGAGAGGUUUGGUGGCAGAGACAACAAAGGAAAUUUUACCUUAUUAUUCAGAAAGGAUUCAAAAGAUUUAUGCCAGUGGUAUUAAAGGAUUAGUGGUAACUUUCAGAUCUCUGUGGACCUUACUUUAAUUGCUUUCGUGCUGUAUUUAUCAGAGUAGUUAUAAUGUUAAAUGUAAUUCUUUUGCAGUUCAUUUUGGUUUUAAUUUUCUAUACCUUUGAAAUACACAGCAGAACUACAAUACUACCUGCUUCCUAUUCUAAUAUCAACCCCAACAUUCGAAUAUACCAAACAUCAGUAUGUUUUUGGUUGCUGUAGUAUGCUGGAUCAUCGUGCUAUGCAUUAAGGACACAUUUCACUUCACCUUUAGGAUCGAUUAUUAUUCAGUGUACUCUAGCAUCUUAAGACAAUUCUGUUGCUUUAUUUAUGUCUUCAGUCUACUGUCCUCACUACUUAGAAAAUGCUUAUGAAUUUGGGGUACAUUCUCAGUGCUUUCCUCACAUCUAAAAGCAGUGCCUUUUAAUAGAUAAUCUAAAAGAUUAUCUUUUAGAUCCUCUCAAAGUCAGCUAAUAUUGCAAUUUUUGAUUGUUUUCUGUUAUGUGUGGAAUUUUUUCCUUAGGGAUUUGAUUAAAAACAAAGAAUUUGGAAUUGUUUAUUUUAACGAUGCUUGGAUCUAUGAAACAGGUGUAAUAAUUGUACCCUACCUCAUGGGCUGCUAUAAGAAUUACAGAGAUUAUAUAGUCAUCUCGGUAUCCCUGGGGGAUUGGUACCAAUAGUCCCCCAGAUACCAAAAUCCAUAGAUGCUCAAGUCCUAAACCUAUAUAAAAUAGUGUAAUAUUUGCAUGUGACCUAUAUACAUCCUCUUGUGUACUUUAAGUCAUUUCUAGGUUAUUUAUGAUGAUGAAUAUAAUGUAACUGCUCUGUAAAUAGUUGUUAUGCUAUAUUGUUUAAGAAAUAAUGACAAUGUAAAAAAGUCUUAACAUGUUUGGUACAGAUGCAAACAUCAUACCCUGACUAUGUAGUACAUAUAUGGUCAUAAGGCAAAUCAUGCACAAAUAGCAAGUGCUAGAGAGAAACUGAGGGCCUGUGAAAUGGUGGGGGGCUAUAGCAGAAUGCCUACACAUCAUUUCAUUCCUGUGAAUUCAGCAUGGUGCUUAGUGUGUGUCAUAUUCAAAAAAAUUUUUGCUUAGCAGAAUUUUCUGAAAAAUUUUUUUUCUGAAUGUUUUUAUAAUCUGUAGUUGGUUGAAUCUAUGAAUACAGAACCCACAGACCAAAGAACCAAAUAUACCUGAAAAAUAUUGAGAACUCUUUUCAAGCCACAGAACAACUUAGUUGUUAAAUUAACCUAUGUCUGAUCCAGCAGUAGCAAAAGGAAUCAAUCUUAUAUUCUCCUUAUCUGAUUUCUCUGCUCCAUUAACUCUUUCUGACUGUAUAUUCCUUUUUCAGGUUGAGAGUUGUAGGAUUUUAUAUGUGGAAUUUUUCUGAAUGUGUAGGAGGCUGUUUUAUAAUACACAGUAGAAAUUUGUGAUAUGUAUAAGGGAUUGAUUAUUGAUUACUGGCUUUGGAAUGAAAAAGGCUGUUUGAUGCUUUUUUUUUUUUUUUUUUUUUGCCUGCCAAAAUAACAGAGAUAAAUGAUUGCUUCUUUAGCAGAUCCAAGUUGUAUAGAUACAAGAUAAGCCAGGUAUGAAAAAGUUAGCAGAAUGGGUUUUAAGAAUUUGUUACCAAUUUCCAGUUACAAAAAGGCAUAUUUGUAGAAUUCUUUUCCCACAGUUGUAAAUCUGAUCACUCUCAAGCCUGAUAGAUGUUAUUGUUUGGAGCCCUGGAAGGCUUUGUAGUUGUUUGUAAAUACUUCUGGCAAGUUUUUAUUAGAUGCUUUUUAGCACUAGCUAUUAGACAUUCAAUAUUGUCUUAGGUGUUAUUUAGAUUAACUUUUACUUGGUGAUGAAUUUUCCUUCCAUAUUAUCUCUGGAUGUUCAUUCAGCUUCCAUUUAGAUACUUUGCUAACAGGAAGUUCAUGGUCUAUUGAGCAGCAGCCCAUAUCAUUGUAGGGCUUCUCUUUAGCAAUAGCUAUUUGUUAGAGAAGGGUCAUCCUCAAAAUGCUGACGGAUUCCCAGAUCUUUUCUCUUUACUUCAAUAUGCUAUUCCCUUUAUUCAACAUGACCUUCAUUCAUAUAGCUUUAUCCAUUUCAUAAUACUGUCUUUUGAGACAAGAAAAUAAUCAAUUUCACAAAGGUUAUCCAUAGUUUCUAGAGAUUUACUCUGUCAUGGACUUACUAAGUCAUCUCUUAAACUUGUCAACAUUUCCUUUUUUGUUCCUCCACUUCCCUCCCCAUCCUUUUCUCUGUCACCGUCUCUUUCUCUCUUAUUUAAAACUGUAAGGAUCGUGAUAAACUGGAAAUUGGUAAUAUAGGCAUAAAUAAGAACCAUUAAUAUGGAAAGUACAUGCAGGAAAGGGCAAUUCUAGUAUAGUUCAGAUCUGAAAUUACAAACUCUCUCAGCAAAACUUAGAUGAUGGUGGAUAAUAGCACAGGUGGGAACACAUAGUGUUAGAAACCCUCACCUCAUGAUCCGAAGCAAAAGAGAGAGGAAGUGACCAGCAUACCAUAGUCCCCUCCAAUGACAUGCCUUCAGUGACUUAAGACCUCCCACUAGAUCCCACCUCUCAAUAGCAUUAAACUGGGGACUAAUUUGUUAACCCAGGGCCCUUUGUAGAUGAUAUAUAUUUAAAAGAUGAUAAUAGGAUAGUUCUUUUUUUAUUUAUUCAAUCUCUUUCUUAUAAGGGCAGAAUCUAAAUGGAAAAGAAAUAAAUGUGUAUUGAUACCUGAAGCAUGAGACUGAAGACAAAAGUCUGUAAAAGAUGGUUUAGUAGCAGGCAUGAGAGCAAAACAAUUCAAUGGGUCGAUUUCGUGGAUGUAAAUAGGGGGAAACCUGUUUAGGCAGGUAGUGUAUGUAUAUCGGUAGGAAUAAAAAGGGUUAUGGGAAACCAUUUUGAUUUGCUAAUUACAGAGCAAAAUCAAAAUAUCAAAAUUGAGAUUGGAGAGUUUUAUCACACAGUGGAAAUCAUAUGAAGAUUUAACAAAACAUGUUAAAGAAUUUAAAACUCAUAAGACUGUGAAUUGCUGUGAAAUAAUAAUACACAGUCAAAGCUCAGGGAAAUCUACCUUCCAGUAAGUGUGAGAGGAAAUCAGUAAACUUGAGUACUAAUCUAAAAUUUAAUUGGCCAGUUUUGCCACUAUGAUCAUAGCAAGGAAAAUGAGGAGGUCUCAAAUUCCUUCAUUUUUCUCUGUUGAUUUCUGGUCUUCUUUAGUCAUGAUCACUUGUCUCUGAGAGCAGAUGAAUGAACUCCUAGAUGAAGGAAGAGAUAAACUUCGUUUUGCUGGAUGUUGAAAUUUUUAAUAAAUCAAUCUGAAAGUUAUUGUGUACUAUUUAGACACAGUCACUGUGUUGCAAUCACUUCAGUGUUUUUUCAUUUUUUAGAACCUGAGAAAUGCAAGAUUUAUUUUAUUCUGUCUUUUCCUUUAAUAUAAUUAUCUAAAAAUUAUAUGUGAUAUAUAUUACAUAUUUUAUAUGUAUAUAUAUACACACACAUACAUACAUACAUACACACACAUACAUACAUACACACACAUACAUACAAACACACACACACACACACAAAGAUCUGAGUGUUUUUUGUCUGCUUUGGAAACUUCUGGAGUAGAAGAUGGAAUUAUUAUUCUGAUCUUAGUAUUUUGUGGUUUUCCUCCUUUACAUUUUAUUUUUAUUUUAAUGGAUCUUUUCUCUGAUAUUUUCCCUCUUCGAGGUAUGUGAUGCAAUUAAAAAUCCAUGGACAAUGCUUUCUUUAUUCUACUUUGUAUUUUACUGAAAAUACUAAACAAAAUGGACUUGAGAAACGUAGCCCCUGCCUCUAAUUCAUCUUUUCUGUUACUCGUUGUGUUGUUUUCAUUUUUCUUUUUGGGGAGAGUACGGUGGGGGGAGAGUGGUACUGAGGGUGGAAUUGAAUCCUGGGAUACUCUCCUACUAAUCUACAUCCCCAGCCCUUUUUAAUUUUUUUAUUUUUAUUUUGAGAUAAGGUCUUGGUAAAUGAUAAUCCUCUUGCUUCGUCUUCUUGAGUAAAUGGUAUUACAGGUGUUUACCGCUGCAUCCAGUGUUUUAUAGUUUCUUUGUUAAUAAAAUAGCAGUAAUAAUAGCCAGACACAAAGGAUAGUUGUGAGAAUUGUAAAUGAUUUUGAUUAAGAUCUGUCAUCCAGUAUGUAUCUCUGAUUUUUUUGUAGUUACAGAAAGGUAGAUCCCUGGGUAUUGUAUCAAAUAUUUAAUAUGAAAAUAACUCAUUAUCUAAAGAUUUAAAUAUCUGGUUGUAAAAUGAAGCUGUUUUAAUAUCAAGAGAGCUACACUGAUAUUUUAAGUGUACUGUGACAGUAUUUUGUUUUGUUUUUUCUGCUGUUGUGCAUGCUAAUCAAAGGAUCUCCCACUAAACUACACCCCCAUCCUGAAGAAUAUUAGUAAUAUUCAUAAAAGUCAGAAUUAGAAAACCUAAACAAUCAGCUUUUUAAAAAAAUUAUAAUUAAAUCACAUAUAAACAAUUUCUAUUCAGUUCUGUAAAUAUAUACUUUUUUUUUUUUAAUGGUACUAGAGAUUGACUUCAGGGGUGCUCUAUCACUGAGCUACAUAUAUCCCCAGUCUUAUUUUGAUCUUUAUUUUGAGACAGGAUCUUGCUAAGUUGCCCAGUCUUGCCUUGAACUUGAGAGACUCCUGACUCAGCCUUCAGAGUAGUUGGGAGUAUAGGCGUGCAUCACUGCACCCUGCUCAGGAGUAUAAAUCUUAACCUUAAAAGUUACAUUAGAGACAGAUUUAUUUUGUUCUGAAAGAUUCAUACUAAUUUAGAUAUAUGUAAGGUGAAGUCCUUCACUCUUUCACACUGUGUCUUGUCUUGUGAAUAUAACCUAUGUCAGUAAUUUGGUAUCCCUCUUGGAACCCAUUGCAUAUGCCUUAAUAUAUUAAGGUACUAAUUGGCAGAGUGUUUUUUUGCACACAAAAAUGUUUUGAAAAAUUAGAAAAAGAGCACAGAUAUAAUGUAACAGCACUCGUACUCACUAUUCUAAGUUUUUGGUUUUACCUGUUAAUUUUAAAGGAUUAGGGCAUAAAGUUGAAAUCUUCAGUAUGCUGAGUAUUAAAAAAUGUAUACGUGUAUAACUAAUUGAAACAAAUAAAUAAAAGUACAAAAAUAUUUUACAUAUUUAAAAAAAAUUCUAAGAAUCAUUACCGCAUUUACUUCUUACUUCAACUUGUUUUUUCCACUAAUGAUUAUCUGUUGUUGAUAGCUGGAGCCUAUUGGUAUUUAGAAUCUGAAUAUCUAAAGUUUGGCAAAUCACCCUUUUUAAAAAAAUUCUUAUUUUUAAAUUAUGGGAGGAUUUUACGUGUAUACAUUAGAAAAACUCUAAAUGCAUUCUGAAAAAUAAGUUCCUGAGAUUUCCUUUCAACAAUACUUUUGAAACACAGAUAAAAUUACUUCCUGUCUCUCAGUUUCCUGUAUCCAUGGCAACCUCUGUUUUACACACUGACUGUAGAGGAACCAAUGUUAAGAGUGGUGUUUCCUGAGCAAACUGUGACUUUUAAAAAAAAGUGGAGGGCUGGAGGUCAGCAAUGGCACAGAAAGAAAUGGAGUUUAGAAAUGUCGCUCCUCAGAUUUAAAAAGAACCGUUACUUGACUCAGCUGAGUGUUAAUAAUGUGAAUUUCCUGUUCUUGCCAAUUCUGAUAUGAACAGAAAAAUCAAGAACAGGGCUAUGUGUGGAUUACAGUUUUCUCUGCCUUGCCUACAACUAUUUCUGCUUGUUACCUGUUAUCUUGUAUUAUUAUUUUGUAAAGAGAUACUUGGAUGUUCAUCUGUUUGUCGGCUCUGCACUGGGAGACAAAUAAACUGCCGUAACUUAGGCCUUUCAAGUAUUCCUAAGAAUUUUCCUGAAAGUACAGCUUUUCUGUAUCUGACUGGAAAUAAUAUAUCUCAUAUAAGAGAAAGUGAGUUAACAGGACUUCAUUCUCUUGUAGCAUUGUAUUUGGAUAAUUCUAGCAUUCUGUAUGUGUAUCCAAAAGCCUUUGUUCAAUUGGGAAGUCUUUGUUUUCUAUAUCUAAAUAAUAAUUUAAUAAAACACUUAGAUCCAGGAAUAUUUAAGGGACUUUCAAAUCUUCGUAGUUUACAUUUACAGUCUAAUCAAGUAUCUUUUGUUCCUAGAGGAGUGUUUAAUGAUCUUAUUUCAGUUCAGUAUUUAAAUCUACAGAGGAAUCACCUCACUGUCCUCGGGAGUGCUACCUUUGUUGGGAUGGCUGCUCUGCGGAUACUUCACUUAUCAAACAAUAAAAUAGUGAGGAUAUCAGAUUCAGGCUUUCAACAUCUUGGAAACCUUGAUUGUUUAUAUCUAGAAAGUAAUAAUUUAACGAAAGUACCAUCAAAUGCUUUUGAAAUACUUAAGAGUCUUAAAAGACUUUCUUUGUCUCAUAACCCCAUUGAAGCAAUACAGCCCUUUGCAUUUAAAGGACUUAACAACUUGGAAUAUCUCCUCCUGAAAAAUUCAAGCAUUAAAAAUGUUGCUAGGAAUGGGUUUAAUGGAAUUAAUAAUCUUAAAUAUUUGAUCUUAAGUCAUAAUUAUUUACAAAAUUUAAAUUCUGGCACAUUUAGCUUGUUAAAGAAUUUAAUUUAUCUUAAGUUAGAUAGAAACAGAUUAAUCAGCAUUGAUAAUGAUACAUUUGAAAACAUGGGAGCAUCUUUGAAGAUCCUUAAUCUGUCAUUUAAUAAUCUUACAGACAUACAUCCAAGGGUCUUUAUGCCAUUGUCUUCACUGACUCAUCUUCAGGCAAAUUCUAAUCCUUGGGAAUGUAACUGCACACUUUUGGGCCUUCGAGACUGGCUAGCAUCUUCCUCCAUUACCCUAAACAUCUAUUGUCAGAAUCCCCCAUCCAUGCGUGGCAGAGCAUUGCGUUACAUUAAAUGGACUGACAUUACAAAUUGCAUUCCGUCUUCAACAAAUGUAUCCAGACUUUGGGCUGUAAAACCUCUUCAUGUUCAUCACAAGACCACUGCAUUAAUGAUGGCCUGGCAUAAAGUAUCCACAAAUGGGAAACAUUUGGAAAACAUUGAGACUGAGAGCGUUACUUUCUGGGAACGAAUUCGUACUUCACCUGCCAAUAGGUUUUUUCAAGAAAAUACCUUUGCUAAUCCUUUAGAGACCACUGCAGUGCUGCCUGUGCAAAUACAACUUACUUCUUCUGUUAACUUGAACUUGGAACAAAACAGUGCUCUACAGAUUGAUACUGCUUCAGUGUCAGGAAAGACAUCUCUAAUUUGUACCCAAGAAGUUGAGAAGUUGAAUGAGGCUUUUGACAUUCUGCUAACUUUUUUUAUCUUAGCUUGUGUUUUAAUCAUUUUUUUGAUCUACAAAGUUGUUCAAUUUAAACAAAAACUAAAGGCACCAGAAAAUUCAGAGGAAAAUAGACUUGAAUAUUAUAGCUUUUAUCAGUCAGCAAGGUAUAAUGUAAGUGCCCCAGUUUGUAAUACCUCCCCCAAUUCUCCAGAAAGCCCUGCUUUAGAGCAGAUUCAACUUCAUAAACAAAUUGUUCCUGAAAGUGAGGCACAGGUCAUUCUCUUUGAACAUUCUACUUUAUAACUCAGCUAAAUUUUGGCAAUAAGAAAAUGACAGUGUCACAUGGGGGCUGGGAUUGUGGCUCAGUGGUAGAGCGCUCGCCUAGCACAUGCGAGGCCCUGGGUUCGAUCCUCAGCACCACAUAUAAAUAAAAUAAAGAUAUUGUGUCUGACUACAACUAAGAAAUAAAUAUUUAAAAAAAUAAAAAAAAAUCCGAAC